This is a messenger RNA of Annulohypoxylon truncatum, 3140 nucleotides long. RefSeq lists its product as uncharacterized. Gene Ontology annotation, biological process: protein ubiquitination. The record is from RefSeq and is a predicted model, not a curated record. NCBI's taxonomy places the organism in Eukaryota, Fungi, Ascomycota, Sordariomycetes, Xylariales, Hypoxylaceae. Gene Ontology annotation, cellular component: CCR4-NOT complex. Gene Ontology annotation, molecular function: ubiquitin-protein transferase activity; RNA binding. The coding region runs from base 342 to 2705 and encodes 787 amino acids. The transcript is spliced from 4 exons.
UUAACGUUCGCCUGACACCUCUCUCCAAAGAUUCGCGACGUUUCUCAACAAACCAGAUUUGGUCUCCAUAAUCUCUCUUUUCCUUUAAACACGGUUUUACGGGGGUUUCGCAUGUUUUUCCCUCGCUAUUAUCACCAUUUCUCUCUUCCUGCAUAAUCACCCGAUAUUUCAACCCAAAACUUGACACAUAGGCACGACGCGCCUCUUGAACACGCAUCAACGCAUACUCUACCAAUAACUGGCGACCUAAUACGCGAACUCACCGUUGCCGAUUUGGGUUGGUGUUGGGGCUAUUUUGUCGAGCAGCCUCAAGUUUGUAAUCAAGCUUGUCCAAGAUCGAUAUGGCUCCUCAAGAUAGCUUCAUCGAUGAUGAAGAGGAUACCUGCCCUCUGUGCAUAGAAGAGUUCGAUCUUUCCGACAGAAACUUCAGGCCAUGUCCCUGCGGAUAUCAAAUCUGUCAGUUCUGCUACAAUAAUCUGAAAAACAACCUGAACGGAUUAUGUCCCGCAUGUCGACGGCCUUACGACGAAAAAGACAUCAAGUGGAAAGUGGUUACUCAUGAAGAGGAGGCUGAAUUCCGAGCAAACAUUCAGAAGAACCAGAAGAAGCGAGCAACGGAGCAACGCCAAAAGGAAGUUCAGAAGCGCGAAGCCGAAAAGGAAAGCCGCAAGAAUCUUCAGGGUGUCCGCGUCGUACAAAAGAACCUUGUUUACGUCACAGGUUUAACACCUACUGUACGCGAAGACGAGCUGCUGAAGACGCUCCGCAAGCCUGAGUUCUUCGGCCAGUAUGGCAACAUCCAAAAGAUUUCGAUCAGUAACCGCAAGACUGCCGAUGGGCAACCUCAAUCGCUAGGUAUCUACGUCACAUUCGAGAAGAAGGAAGACGCCGCCCGGUGCAUACAAGCCGUACACGGCUCGCAAAAUGGCGAUCGUAUUUUAAAGGCGCAGCUAGGAACGACCAAGUACUGCUCGGCAUGGCUUCGGCAUGAACAAUGUGGAAACCGACAAUGCAUGUUCCUUCACGAGCUUGGUGACGAAGAGGACAGUUACUCCCGGCAGGACCUCUCGUCGUUGAACAGUGUUCAUACCCAACGGCCUCUCUCGAAUAAUGCGUCUUCGUCGCGCUCCGCAUCACGACAACAGGCUCCAUCGCAUCCGCCGGCUGCCGGAUCACAACCCAUGGUCCGCACCUCUAGCAAGGAAGGCUCGGAUGCUGGUGAUGGCCCUGCUCUACCACCCUCGGCGAAUUGGGCACGCACCACCCAGCAGCGAAGUAGAAGAGGAAGUCAUGCUACUAGCGGUGCUGCCUCGAGUCCUGCUAUAUCUACUUCAUUGCCUGUCACUAGCGAGUCUGCGCAAGAGACAAAUGAAUCUGCGGUGGUUACAGAGCCGCCUCCUUCGACUUCCGCUUCUCGGAAAGCUGAGAAACAGCCGGCAACUGAGGCACCUGCUAAGACCACACCUACUACUGCUGCUGUCACUGCUAAAUCAACAAGUGAAGACGAUAUACCCGAUUUUAGUAUCAUUCUAAAGCACCUUUCUGAGUACCCGGAAAGCGCCUUUGCGCCGAUCAAAGACGCUGGCGAUGACUAUCCCCCUUUAUUCGACGUCAAUGGGGGUAAACGAAGACGAGCUAUGAGAGACGAAGAAGAGAAUCGUCUAGGCGAUCAUGAAGAACAGGUCGAUAACCUGGAGCCCUCUGAAGGCGAACCUGAGAGCGGUAGUCUCGCCUUAGGGGGUGAACCUGAAGAUAGAGAUCAAGGCCGUAAUAGUGGUCGCUUCGACCAGAGACGAAAUCCGGCACAGCCCCCGAUCCAACGGACGAACACAAACGACUUGUUCGGACCAACCUUAUCUGGAUACGGUUCAACUGCCUCAGCCGUCGGUUCUGGUGGAGGCCGCACUAUCACGCCACAGCUAUUCGUUCGACCCCAGAAUAGUUUCGCCGAUCAGAUGCCGCCCGGUAUCUUACCACAAUCAUCUUCGCUCUUCCAGGGCCAAGGACAUAGUCGCCAGCAGUCUAGAUUCAGCUUUGCGAAUGAAAACAACUCGAGCUCGAUCAAUGUGAAGUCAACUGGUGACCCGCGGUACAUGGCUCAGCAAUCGUCGAUGAUGCCGUCCACGUAUCGUUCGCAGCCGGGCAAUCAGCUAUAUCCUUCAUCCAUACCGGGACCUCCGCCAGGACUUAAGUCGGCUGGCUCAACGCCUGUUAACGGUGGGAUGUUCAGCCAAGGAAAUUCGUUUGGGGGAUCGGUGUUUGGUGUAGGAUCCAAGGACACUUCGAGUGAGCUACUCCAGUCCAUUAUCCGCGGAAGAGGUGCGGGAAGCACCCAGGCCCACGAGGCGGCAAAGCGUGAGUACUUCCCUUUUAGUAAUCAAUACCCGUCUUCCUCCUCCUCCACCCCAGCUCCUGCUCCGGCUCCGGGCCUAUUGGCAUCGCUCCACGGUUCCCAGCCUGGGGCUUUCCAAGAUUUCGGACCAAAGCAGAAGAAGAAGGGGAAGAAGCACAGACACGCUAACACUUCCUCCUCUGGGGGGAGUGGCUUAGUAGAUCUUGCGGACCCGAGUAUCCUGCAGGCGAGAAUGCAACACCAGCAACAGGGAACCAGUACCGGAGUCGGACAGGGGCUAUACGGUGGACAAAACCAAGGUGGGUACAACCCCAGCAUGGUGUAUGGGAGCGGCGUAUACAGCAGAUGGUAAAGAAGGGUGGCAUAUUUGAUUUUAUUCAUUUGACUGGCUGGCUUCCACAUGGCUACGUCGGGGGCGUCUUAGGUUUUUCGGAAUGGGCAAAGGAAAUUAAUCGGAAUACUCCGUCAACUUUUUUUAAGCGAGCAUUGCAGAGGCAUGGCCCAGGGAGGGUCUAGGUUGCAUUUGGGCGUCGAGUAUGCGAUUGGAAACGACGAGGCCUUGCGCGAACAGUGCUUGCCCUUUUUUUGCUGAAGAUACUUGAUUUCUGGCGCUAUUCAUUUGUUGUUCGCUCGCAUCAUCGGUUACAUGGGUCACGUUCAGGCAAGCCGUCGUCGUUCUUCCACAAAGUUCUUCAUGUACGUUAACCCACAGGUCGAUCCUCCAGACCAGACCUGAGAAGCUGCUCUCAAAUAUAGCAUUUCUUCCUCAUACCCAGUUGCUAUAGUC